Messenger RNA from Hippocampus zosterae (dwarf seahorse), 2153 nucleotides. RefSeq lists its product as uncharacterized. The record is from RefSeq and is a predicted model, not a curated record. The transcript is spliced from 15 exons. Lineage: Eukaryota; Metazoa; Chordata; Actinopteri; Syngnathiformes; Syngnathidae.
GAGGAACAAAUGACGUGGAGGUCCCCUUCACUUCCUGAAAAAUUGUGCUUAGCAGAAAAAGUUAUGUGAAAAAGACGAGACAGCCUCAAUCUCUAGAGUCGGGGGCGGGGGGCUGAGGAAUGGAUGAUUUCUGAAUAGCUGCAUGAAGAGUGUUCCACUCUGGAUGAGAUGGCGUGGCAGUGAGGUUGUUGACCCGGGCUAUGGACGUGCUUUGUCUCCGCGGUCUCCAAGUAUCCCCCGUGAGAGACUUUGAUCGUAAAGUGGAGAUCAGAGCGGAGAAACAUGAGCAGCUACGAAGACGCACGAACGUGACGUCAUGCCGGAUCCCCGCUAGAGACGGCGACGCGGCGCUGCUGAAACACACGCUGAAGAACAAGAGGCAAGUGGAGUUCAUGAGGAGGAGGUCGCUGCCUCCGCUGCCCAUCACCCGAGAAAGCUAUUGGUUCUCGAGCAUCUCCGCCCGCUAUUCUUCUUCUUUUUCUUCCCCGUGGAGCACGUCAGAGUGGAUUAGCCGACGGAGGAGCCUCUGUGACGGCGGCGGCGAGGACGCGGGCCACUCUCUGAUCCCUGUUUUUCCAUCGAGGGACCCAAGUCCUCAAUCAAUCAAGAUUUCAACACGGGUUGCCAGCUCAUCCACAAAGGUGAUGAUGAAGAUGAUGGUACAGGACGAAGCCUGCGUGGACGUGACCAAGGGGGAAAAGAGCGCACAUGAAAUAGACAGUGUCAAAGAUGCUGCACACACUCCCCAACAAAAGAUGAGAGAAGCCAGUGUCCAGACAGAUUCAGGCCUUGUGACCAUCAAAGAAUCAGAUAUUCUGCAGUUACAGGACUACAUGCAGGAGGGCUUGUGGAGGGAAAAGGCCAUCAAGAAGAAAGUCGCAGCACUGCAGGACUGUUGCAUCCAGCUGCAGAAUGCCUUAAACGCGGUAUGGAUGGCUCGCUGCAGUGAAGACGUGCUGAGAAACAACAUUAAGCUUCUGGAGACACAGCUGCAAGCAUGCCUGCAGAGGUUUCCGAAGGAAGCGUCGAGGAAACUGGCGCUCCAAAUGAAGAAGCAGAAAGUGACCUUUGAAGAAAAGAUUCAGAAAGUCAUCCAGGAGCAAAAUGAGGACCUCAGCAAAACUGUCACACUUGUGUCUUUUAAGAAUCCAGACAUUCAGUCCCAGGAAGCGCUGAUUACCGCAAAAACGGACGUCUCGAGGCUGGAGAGCCUUUACGAGGAGCUUAAUCUCACAAGUCAAAAACUCCGGCAGGAGCUGGAAGUCAGUGGGAAACGUGCACGAGAGCAGGAAGCACAGAUUGAGCUGUCCAAAGGCAGAGAAGCCAUGCUGACCGAGGAACUGGUGUCACUGAGAAAAGAGAAGAAUGAGCUGCUGUUCUACAAAAGCCUGCAGGAGGAAUAUUAUCCAUUUGUGAAGGACCAAAAGCAGAAAUUAAGCGAUGGCAGCGUCGAGAGACGAGACGUGAGAAGGAGAAGGAGACGUGAGAAGGAGAAGGAGAUUACGACACAUGACAUAGAGCAUGUUAAGUUUGCCCAAAACUAAACUUGUCUGUCAAUAUGACUGACUGCACAGUGUGAGGCCCUGCAGACUGAGCUGCACACCAUGGAGCAAGAGUUUCAGUCCAGUCGGAUUCGACUGUCGCAGUGUAGAGAAGAACUUGGGCAACUCGGACGCCAUCGCAACAAAGCAGCGAGGCAGGACAGCCGUUGGAGACCGUGCGUGUUCCUUGCUCUUCUGUUGAUGCUGCUGGUGUGGGCUGUGAUGGGAGUUGCCAUAUUGCAGCCGUGGCAUCCGCAUUUUGGAGCGAAACUAGAAGACUUCUACUGGGACAUAAAGAGACGAAUCGAGAAUUAUUUCAUGCAAAUGGACUCGGGCUGUUUAAGGCCAGUGUGACCGUGCAACAUUUGGAGGAUCCUUGUCCUUCGGUUUUCAAAUGUGAAAUGUUUGAAUGUUUUCGUGUUGUUGAUAUUUUCGAGACAUUUUAUGUGUGUGAUGUUAAAAAAUAUAUUUAGUUUUUACAAUGAAAAUGUAGUUCUGAUGACUUUUUUCCAAUAUAUUUUUGAAGUCUCGAUGACAGCUAGACCGCACAUAGCAAAAAUCUAUACAUAAUCGAUGGCUAUUAUUCAUUCAUUAAAAAAAUGUCUAUUUUUA